Molecule: messenger RNA, 1198 nt
Organism: Meloidogyne enterolobii
Lineage: Eukaryota; Metazoa; Nematoda; Chromadorea; Rhabditida; Meloidogynidae
Source: the annotation of a GenBank genome assembly
AUUUUGUUUACAAGGAAGGAUAAGAGUGUUGUGAAUAAAAGUUUAGUUUAUGAGUUACAAAGAAGUGAGUUGAGACUGAUAUUAAAGAAGCAAAAAAUGUUACAUAAUAGGUCAAAACGUUGAUAGGUCAAUCAAUGUAGAAAAGGAAGCAGUAAUGGAAAUUUUUUAUUUCUGAGGAAACCUAUUAAUUUUACCUAUUAAUAUUUUUCUUUAGUUAAUUAAAAAAAUGUUUUUCCGCAAAUUUCAAUUAUUUUUGCUGUUUUUAUUAAUUUCUUUGACUUUUGGAAAAAGCAAAAUAGUCGACAGAUUUUUUGUUUUGGAGGAGGAUAUUUUGCAAAAUGAAAACAAUAACAACGAAAAUAAUGAGGGAGAAGAGAAAGAUGCUAUUGUUUCCUUACCUGGCCUUAACUUUGAAUUAAAUUUUAAGCAUUAUUCGGGAUUUUUGAAAGUCUCAUCUAAUCAUUUUCUUCAUUAUUGGUUUGUCACUUCUCAAGGAAAUCCACUCAAAGAUCCAUUGAUUUUUUGGUUUAAUGGGGGCCCAGGAUGUUCUUCUUUGGAUGGAUUACUUAGCGAAUUAGGCCCUUAUAUUGUUGGGGAGGAUGGGAAAACUUUAAACAAAAACCCCUAUUCUUGGAAUAAAUAUGCAUCGAUCGUGUUUAUUGAGGCCCCAGCCGGUGUCGGGUAUUCAUAUUCCUCUGACGGAAAUACAACAACAAACGACGAUUUAACAUCUUUGGAGAAUUACGAGGCCAUUAAACAAUUCUUUGGACGUCACAAUACUUUCCGUAAUCAUUCUGUAUAUAUUACUGGAGAGUCUUAUGGUGGUGUUUAUUUGCCUACUCUUGGGGCGAGAAUUGUGGAUGGACAGGGGGAAUUCCCAAUUAAUCUUAAGGGAAUGGCUAUUGGCAAUGGUUAUAUGAACUCAAAAAUGAAUAUUGACACAUCUGUCCGGUUUGCCUACGGUCACGGCAUAAUUGACCAAAAAGUUUGGAAUACUUUAGAAAUGGAAUGUUGUCGAGGCUGUAUUGAUGGCUGUGAUUUGUCAGGACUUGGCCAAUCUUGUGGGAGGAUGGUGGAAGAUAUUUUUGAAUUUUUGUGGCAUAGCGGUCUUAAUCCUUAUGAUUUAUAUAGAGAUUGUGGCAAGUUUUUUAAAGAAAUUUUAACUGAUGCAUUAAGGCGAGAUUUCGUUCGAAAAUAA